Echinops telfairi (small Madagascar hedgehog) is the source of this 3005-nucleotide messenger RNA. It is a transcript of the gene APMAP, whose product is annotated as adipocyte plasma membrane associated protein. The record is from RefSeq and is a predicted model, not a curated record. Gene Ontology annotation, molecular function: strictosidine synthase activity. Bases 67 to 1314 code for a protein of 415 amino acids. The transcript is spliced from 9 exons. Lineage: Eukaryota; Metazoa; Chordata; Mammalia; Afrosoricida; Tenrecidae. Gene Ontology annotation, biological process: biosynthetic process.
AGGCUCUGCUCUAGUGCGACUCUGCCUGCGCUCGUGCCCGAGCAGGGCAGCGGCUGCACGGGCACCAUGAGUGAGCCAGACGGGUUGCGGCAGCGUCGGCCCCUGCGGCCUCAGAUUGUUACGGAUGAUGGCCAGGCCCAGGAGGCUAAGGACGGCAGCACCUUUAGUGGGAGAGUCUUCCGGAUAACUUUCUUGAUGUUGGCCGUUUCCCUCACCGUUCCUGUGCUCGGCGUCGUGUUGCUCCUGGAGUCUCCAAUAAACCCACAGCCUUUCAGCUUUCAAGAACCUCCUUUAUUGGUUGGUGUUCUGGAGCCAAAUACAAAGUUACGACAGGCCAAACGAUUAUUUGAAAAUCAACUUAUUGGACCAGAAUCCAUUGCACAUAUAGGGGAUGUCGUGUUUACUGGCACAGCAGAUGGCAAGAUUGUGAAACUUGAAAAUGGUGAGGUAGAGAUAAUCGCUCGAUUUGGCACCGGCCCAUGCAAAUCCCGAGAUGAUGAGCCUGCCUGUGGGAGACCCCUUGGCAUUCGGGCAGGGCCCAACAGGACUCUUUUUGUGGCUGAUGCCUAUAAGGGACUAUUUGAAGUAAAUCCCUGGAAACGUGAAGUGAAAAUACUGCUAUCUUCUGAAACACCUAUUGAAGGAAAGAAAAUGUCCUUUGUUAAUGAUCUUACAAUAACUCAGGAUGGGAGGAAAAUUUACUUUACUGAUUCGAGCAGCAAAUGGCAAAGACGAGACUAUCUACUUUUGGUCAUGGAGGGGACAAGCGAUGGGCGCCUGCUAGAAUAUGACACCGUGACCAAGGAAGUCAAGGUCUUAAUGGACCAGUUGCAAUUCCCUAAUGGAGUCCAGCUUUCUCCGGCAGAGGACUUUGUCUUGGUGGCAGAAACGACCAUGGCAAGGAUCCGAAGAUUCUAUGUUUCUGGUCUGAUGAAGGGAGGGGCAGAUAUGUUUGUGGAAAACAUGCCUGGAUUUCCAGACAACAUCCGGCCCAGCAGCUCCGGAGGAUACUGGGUUGGCAUGGCAACGAUCCGCCCUAACCCUGGAUUUUCCAUGUUGGAUUUCUUAUCUCAGAGACCUUGGAUUAAGAAAGUAAUUUUUAAGCUCUUCAGUCAAGAGAUGGUGAUGAAGUUUGUGCCACGGUACAGCCUCGUCCUAGAACUCAGUGAGAGUGGGACCUUCCGAAGAAGCCUGCAUGACCCUAAUGGCCUAGUGGCCACCUACGUCAGUGAAGCACAUGAACAUGAUGGGCACCUGUACUUGGGAUCCUUCCGGUCCCCUUUCCUCUGUCAGCUCAGCCUUGAGUCUGUGUGAUCUGCUGAGAGCCGCCCUGAGGCUGUGCCGGACAACAUGUCACCCGUCUCACCGGGGCCUCAUACCAGGGCUGUAGUGCUGGGGAGGGGCACUGGGUUUAGGAGGGAUCAUGGACACAGUUCUUAUCCUGUGUGCCCAUUACUUCUCAAGUCUGCAGAGGCGACUGCUGCAUCUCCCAGAAUGCAAACCCCCAAAUGUUGCCUUCACUUGGACUUGACUUGGUAUUUCUCCUCUGUCAUAGGGAAGAUAAAUCCACGCAAAGUCAUUUUCUCUUUAGAUAAUGCUUUCUCAGUCCAUUAAUUCUCGAGGAGUUUGGAACCUUAUACACUUUAAUCAAGGCUCAGGGUUUGGAGCAGUAGAAGAGCUGCCCAUGGGUCUUAUUUGGGCUGCUGGCGUGUCCUGCCAACCUCCAUCUCUUUAAAAUAAGCUUUGCCUUUGUUUAGGGCAGGGGAGCACAGUACCAAAGUACAUAGAGAUUGGUGGCAGGAGCUGUGUAGGUAAGGCAUUUAAAACUAUGAUCUCAAGUGUAAUGUUUGGAAUCGGGCCCUUGGUCCCUGGACCCCCUUUCAUAUGGGAGAGGGUGUCAGUUUCUGCUGUGCAGCGUGGAAGUCCCUUUCAUGUGAAGGAGGGUGCAGAUCUCCCAGAACUUUGCAGGGUUCUGCAGGCAGUGAGCAUGAAAGCAUGUUUAUUUCAAUAGCGCACCAAGGACUUACGGAGUUUUCGUAAACUCACAGUGGCACUGGAACCUAAUGAUCCAGUGAUUCCAUACUACAGGCCUGAAUUUAGGAGAGCCUUGCCCACACACCUUUGUUCUUCGUUCACUCUAGCCCUGCAGACAUGAAGAAGGAACAUUUGAGUUUCAGAGGCCCCAAGUGCUGGAUAUCUUGACAAAUGUGUCUAACACACUGGUCGUAAGUUUAUUAGGGAAGACACAUAAAAUAUGGUCAUAUGAAUUCUUUCCUACUGCUUAUGCUUUUUUCUGGUUAUUGAUAGGGAGUGUCAUAUUUAGUUAAAUAUUCUUAUUUUAGCAGUGACUAGAAAUUUUAUUUCUGUACUGUUAAUAUGAGGGUAGUUUCUGGUUAGAAUUUUGUCUUAGUGAUCUUUCAGUACCAUCCCUGCAUCUCAUGUUGAUCAGACCUCAGCCUUCGGAGGGGUGGUGCUAUGUGAAUACAGUAGAAUGGAUUCAAAGAUGGACUUCAACCUGAUGGAUGGAACCUGUGUUAUAUCAAAUGACCAACUGUUAAUAUUGUAUACAUGACUUUAUAUGAAAGAAAAUUGAGUAGUUAUUAUUGAAUACACUUUAAUGUGGUAUGCCUUAUAAAUUAAAAAGAGAAGACUAAUCAGCCAAUACCCAAUCAUUCAAUCAUAAAAUCAAUUUAAAUGUGUCUCAGCCUGCAAAUCCACAUCUCAGUUCUCCAUCUGAGAACUGAGGAUUUUGCUUUAGUGCUCAUUUUUCACCAGUACAGAGAAGUUAAAAAAUUGGUUUUCACACUUUGCAAUAAAGGAGUCUAAGUUUUGACUUAGUGCUGAUUUUCUGGCUCAAAGUGCCCUUUCUUGCGUUCUAGCUGGUACUCUGACCUGGCAAGGUGCAAAGUCCAGCCUUCUUACUGUUUAGAUGUGUGAUAUGCUUUUUCUGUAAAGAAUAGAAAGGGUUGCUUUAAUGUGAAUUAUUAACAUGCUCUUUAAAUCAA